Molecule: messenger RNA, 1893 nt
Organism: Loxodonta africana (African savanna elephant)
Lineage: Eukaryota; Metazoa; Chordata; Mammalia; Proboscidea; Elephantidae
Gene: CCL1
Product: C-C motif chemokine ligand 1
Exons: 3
Coding region: 98-388 (96 amino acids)
Biological process (GO): immune response; eosinophil chemotaxis
Cellular component (GO): extracellular region
Molecular function (GO): chemokine activity
Source: RefSeq, a predicted model, not a curated record
UAAAAGCUCCAGGCCAUGUGGGACGGACAGGGGAGAGCUCUUAGCUUCGCCUGACUCUUGAAGCAGCUCCAGGGAGGCCUGAACCAGAUUGCUUGAGAUGAAGCUCAUCACCGUGGCCCUGGUGUGUCUGCUGUUGGCUGGGAUGUGGACUCAAGCCGUGGACAGCAAAAGUAUGCAUGUGUCGUCCUCCAACUGCUGCUACAAGUUUAUGAACAAAAGUAUUUCCCUGAAGAAUAUCCAGUGUUAUAAAAACACCAGCUCCACCUGCCCCUACGAUGCCUUAAUAUUGAAGCUGAAGAAGGGCAGAGAGAGCUGUGUAUUGAAGACAGUCAAAUGGGUCCAGGAUAAUUUCAGCAAGAUGAAACUCUGCCUGCCAAAGAGAGUAUGAGCAGAUUCCUUUCCAUCCUGGGCUACAGAGACCAUGUUGCUUCAUCUGUCCCCACAACUUGCAACCCUGCAGUACCCUUCUGUUCCAACUUUGCUAGGUCAUGGAGGGUCUGCUCAGGUUCUGAUAAGCUAUGUUAUUGCACUUUAAAAUUUUUGAAUCCUCAACUCCAGCUACCCUGUGUCUUUUGGAUCCCACCAGAGUUCAAACUUGAUUGGCGUUGAGGAGCUGGGGCCAGGGGCUGGAGGGCUGGGAAGGAGGAGGGAGACAUGUUGGACCUGGUGUAAGGGAAACGGACUCUUGUCGAUCAGAGCCAGUAAAUGACACACUGCCUCUCAGCCGACAGCCUUUGUCCUGGGAUUGGGGAUGAGUUUUGACUACAGGCUGUGUAAGAAAAACAAUUCAAUCCAAUGCAAUUCUACUCAGUUCUGUUCCAUUCUGGCAACAACUGCAGAUGCAGUGCUCCUUCCUCUGACCCUAACCGCCGGAGCUAGGUCAGGCCUCACCAAUUAAAAGGCACAGCCCUUCAGACUGCCACAUCGGCCCAAGACCUCAGACACCAACUGCAAGCUUGGGGGUCCUCAGGCCCCCCUCACUUCUGACCUACUGGCUCUCACUACUCCCUCAGGUUCAAUAAUUUGCUAAAUUUGCUAGAACAACCCACAGAACUCAAGAGAGUGGUGUAUUUAUGAAUACUUUUAUUACAGCAGAAAUGAUACAAAUGAAGAGACUUUACAGCCAGCUUUAGGAAGGUCCCCAGUGCGGUGCUUCUGUGUCCCAUGCACAGGUGUCUUAUCAUGUACACCUCCAUGUACACGGGUGUCUUAUCAACCAGGAAGCCCAUGGAGCUUCUCUGACCAGAGCCUUUAUUGGGGCCUCAUUACGUGGGCAGGAUUGAUUGAUCAGCCCAUCUUCCCUGAGGUCGCCUGAUAUCAGAGGGUCUUUCUGGCCUGGCCAGCCCCCAUCUGAGUUACCUCAUUAGCAUAACGUGUCAGUUAGGUGUGGUCUGGAGCCCUCAUAGUUAACAAAGACACUUCAAUCGCUGAGGGAGUACCAAGGUUUUAGAGGGUAUCUCUCAGGAAACAAGGAAAAAGAUCAACCCCCACCCCCUGGUUGUGAUGAGAAAGUGGAGCAGUAGCCUGAGCUGGGUCCAUGUUUGGGUUCAGGGCCCUCUCCUCUGGCCUGCCCAGAAGGUUCCAGGGGUGGGUGUAUAACGCUAACCGAAAGCCACAGUGCCUUAGCUGGUCGAGGUCUUGUGAGGUCAUCUGACUGUAAAACUGUGCUAAUCCCAUUUUGUAGAUGGGGUGACUGAGGCUAGAGAGGGGAUCCACAGACCUGAGGUCAUAUAGCCAGAUCUGGUGUGAGAGCCCAAGGCUCCCAUCUCUCAGGCCAGAGAUCUUUCUGGUAUCCCAAUUUGCCAAGUGAACUGCCUGAUGCAGCAUGGCACAGGGACCAUCUCUCACCGAUGAGCAAGAUGGGCCCUGCGGAGCUGGUUAGCAGGGUCCUUC